This is a messenger RNA of Phycomyces blakesleeanus NRRL 1555(-), 1745 nucleotides long. RefSeq lists its product as hypothetical. The coding region runs from base 49 to 1554 and encodes 501 amino acids. Gene Ontology annotation, cellular component: mitochondrion. Lineage: Eukaryota; Fungi; Mucoromycota; Mucoromycetes; Mucorales; Phycomycetaceae. The record is from RefSeq and is a predicted model, not a curated record. Gene Ontology annotation, molecular function: metal ion binding; metalloendopeptidase activity. The transcript is spliced from 4 exons.
CCCUCCUUUCUUUGUUGUUGUCCUCUUCUUCUCUUUUGGUAAUUCGACAUGGCAUCACGUCUGUUACAAGCAGCCUCCAGGAGAGGCCAGGGAAUGUCUUUGUACCCCCUUGUACCUGGAAUCUUUAAGCGCGGAGAGUCUUCAUUGAGUCAUUCUGUCAAUAACCCAGUACUUCCAACGACUGUACAAGAGUACUCAAAGUCAUCGACAGGUUUGUGUAAGGUGACAACUCUUCCCAAUGGCAUUCGGGUGGCAUCAGAAAACACUCCCGGGCAUUUCAGUGCUGUGGGUGUGUACGUAGAUGCCGGUAGUCGGUAUGAGACUAGUGACACACGUGGCGUCAGUCAUAUUUUGGAUCGCCUGGCCUUCAAGAGUACAGCAAAUAAGUCGGCAGACGAGAUUGUUGGAGAAGUCGAGUCGUUGGGUGGAAACAUUAUGUGCUCCUCAUCUCGCGAGUCAAUUAUGUACCAGUCCGCAAUCUUUUCGCAGGAUCUUGAAAGAGCAAUCUCGCUGUUCUCGGAUGUCAUCUGCAGACCAAACAUCGAUCCUCUUGAGGUUGAGGAACAGAGACAGACUGCGCUUUAUGAGAUUGAGGAGAUUUGGUCCAAGCCAGAGAUGAUCUUACCAGAGAUUCUUCACACAGUAGCCUACGAAAACAACACCCUCGGCAAUCCCUUGUUGUGUCCCCCAGAAAAUCUCGAGAGAAUGACACCCGAGUUGAUCCGGUCUUACAUGAAGACGUGGUAUCGCCCCGAGCGUAUGGUAAUCACUGCAUGCGGCGCAGAGCACGAAAAGGUAGUCGAGUUGGCUGUGAAGCACUUUGGACAGGGUCCCACUGCUUAUGAAAUCGCAACCGAACCUGCCCGCUACACCGGAGGAAGCCACAUGAUGGAUGUACCCGACCUGCCUUUGACUCAUGUCUAUAUUGCCUUUGAGGGCCUGUCGAUCGAUGACAAGGACAUCUAUGCUCUGGCAACACUCCAGAUUCUGUUGGGUGGAGGCGGAUCUUUCUCAGCAGGUGGUCCCGGCAAGGGAAUGUACUCACGUCUGUUUACAAACGUGCUAAACCAGCACUAUUGGGUCGAGUCGUGCCAGGCAUUUAACCACUGCUACACCGACUCUGGUCUGUUUGGCAUUGCUGGAUCGUGCCGCCCCGAAUACACAAAUGCGCUUGUGGAGGUGAUGUGCCGUGAGUUGGACAGCAUUGGUAGAUCUGAUGGAAACAACCAGCGUGUGACAGAUGCCGAGUUAAGCAGAGCCAAGAACCAGCUCAAGAGCUCUCUCCUGAUGAAUCUGGAAAGCCGUAUGGUGCAGUUGGAGGAUUUGGGACGUCAGGUUCAGGUCCACGGCAAGAAGACAGGCAUCGAUGAGAUGUUGGAACGUAUUGAUCGUGUAGAUUUGGAGGAACUGAGACGUGUGGCAAGUCGAGUAGUAAGAGGUGCUGUAGGAGUUACAAGUGGUGGCAGUGGAAAGGCUACAAUUGUUCUUCAGGGAGAUAUGCGUGGCCUAAAGGAUGUAUCAAAGAUGGUAGAGAAAUACGGCCUUGGAAGUUAAAUUACACACAUAUAUACACACACACAUACACACACAUACACACAAACACACGCACACAUCUACACAUCCAUACACACACACUCCCUUAUACAGACAGACAAAGACAAAGAUAAAGACAGACAUAUAUACAUAUACAUAUAUAGAAAAAGAAAAUCCAAUCCAAAAAAAAGAAAAAAAAGACAUUGCAACCA